AUGCCUCAAGAUUUAAGAGUCGUUCUGGAGGAGUGGAAAUGUCUGGAAGAAGAGUAUCAACAACUUCUGGAGACACACAGACUCUAUUUACUGAAAUUGGAGGAAAUUUCCAAACUGCAAAAAAACUGCUCUUCCUCCAUUUCAAGCCAGCGCAGCAAACUGAAGGAGGUGUCCCACCUCGUGAAAAAAUGCAGAAAAGGACCAUCAGAGGAAGAUGCCGAGACCUUGGAUAAAAUAACCGAGACGAUAAAGACUCGACCAAAUGCUUUCUUUGAGAUGGAAGCUUUCCUUCCCAAUAAAAACGGGUUAUACCUCAGUCUGGUUCUUGGCAAUGUGAAUGUCACUCUUCUCAGUAAGCAGUCAAAAUUUGCCUACAAAGAUGAAUACGAGAAGUUCAAGCUGUACCUCACAUUCAUCCUGCUGUUCUUCUCCUUCAUAUUCUAUUUCUUUGUGAGCUACAGAUUCCUUGAUGCAAUCCUCAAUUUCCUGCUGGUGUGGUACUACUGUACAUUAACAAUCAGGGAAAGUAUCCUCAUCGCCAACGGCUCCAGAAUCAAGGGCUGGUGGGUUUUCCAUCACUACAUCUCGGCUUUUUUGUCCGGUGUGAUGUUGACAUGGCCGGAUGGGAACCUGUACAAGACAUUCAGGAACCAGUUCCUUGCCUACUCCUUGUAUCAAAGUUUUGUUCAGUGUCUGCAGUGCUAUUAUCAGAACGGAUGUUUGUACAGGUUAAGAGCCCUGGGAGAAAGACACAACAUGGAUCUGACCGUGGAGGGAUUUCAGUCGUGGAUGUGGAAAGGGCUGACUUUUCUGUUGCCCUUCCUGUUUUUUGGUCAUUUCUGGCAGCUCUUCAAUAGCAUCUCUCUCUUCAGAAUGUCUCAGCUCCCGGAUUGUAAAGAAUGGCAGGUCUUGAUGUGUGGUCUCUGCUUCCUUAUUCUGUUCAUGGGGAACUUCUUCACCACUGUUGCUGUGGUCCGUCACAAGGUCAAGACCAGGAAUCCAAAACCAAAGAGUCUAUGA
Messenger RNA from Cyclopterus lumpus (lumpfish), 1020 nucleotides. Its product is annotated as transmembrane protein 120A-like. NCBI's taxonomy places the organism in Eukaryota, Metazoa, Chordata, Actinopteri, Perciformes, Cyclopteridae. Gene Ontology annotation, biological process: fat cell differentiation. The record is from RefSeq and is a predicted model, not a curated record. Bases 1 to 1020 code for a protein of 339 amino acids. The transcript is spliced from 12 exons. Gene Ontology annotation, cellular component: membrane.